GGUGGCUCAGGUAUGCAAAUGCAGAGACAUCUAACGGACAAAUGGUUCUUUAUUGUUCGCUAGCAUGCACUGGUUUUCUUUUUUCCCGCUUACAGUUAUAUGGUAGUCCUUUUUUUACUUAUUAAACUCUGGCAAUCUCAACCAAAUUCUUCUUUCAAGUUAUAAUCCGCAACCAAGUUUUUCUUAAAAUUAUCACUACAUUCGCACACACUUAAAUUAACUGACACCGGUUGCGGAAGGAAAUGUAUGCAUGGUUGCCUAAUGCCUCACCAGAGACAAUAAGAAAUUUUCAACUAUGUAUGAAAAAUGAUGCUGUUUAUCGCUGUGGAUUUCCUUUUGGACUUAUGUCUGGAAUAGCAUGGUAUUUUAUGGUUCCUAUACCAUCAGGAGUCAUGAAAAAAUGUUCAGCAAUUCUUGCAGGUACGAUAAUGUCUGCGAUUGGAAGAGCAUUUUGUGGUCCAAUGUGUUAUCGAAAAGCGUUGAGUAUUGAAAAGAAACAGUUACGUCAGUUUGGUGAUUUUGAUCAGCAAGAACAGCAGAGUAAAUAUUUUGCAUCUCCUGCUGAUAAUUUGGAGGAGGAGAAACCAAUGUGGGAUAGCUUUGAUACUGGAUUUGAGAUGAAUGAAUUCAAUGAUACGAGUGACAAUUUACAAGAAGAAUUAAAAAAUAAGCCGCAAGAAAAGGCCCGCGUGACAUAUGAUGAUUUGUGGAUACAGCACAGAGAGCAACAAAUGAAGAAUAAUAUACAGAAGUUACGUACAGAUUUGGAUCAUAAUUAUUCUUUGACAAAUGCUGAAAAGAGAGAGUCAUUUAAAAGACAACAGAGAAAGCUUCCAAAAGAAUCAACUGAAACAGAAUUUGAGAAAGAUACGUGGAAUUGAAGUCAAGAGGUGUAUUUUUGAAUUCAUAUGCGAUACAACUGUAUAUAAUUAUUAUCGCACAACAACAAAAUUCAAUAGUAAUAAAAAUAGCAAUAAACGAAUGUUGAAAAUUUUAAAAUGCUAAUGUUUCUUUGUGUCAUAGAUAUUUUCUUUUUUGUGGAUAUGUAAAGUGAUGUAUGGAAUCAAGAUAAACAUCAGGUAAACAUCAUAUGUGAGAAAAUAUAAAGCGAUUACACACAGCGAGAAACAAAUAUGGCAUUGCAAAUCUGAAAUGCUGAUAAUACUUUUAAUUUGUUUAAAUCACGAUGUGUUAUGAAAGUAUACUUUAGAUAUGCCAUACUGUAUAAGAAGUAUAUCUAUAUUAUAUCUAUUGAUAUAAAAUAUGAACUUAACUUGAUUCUUGAGGAGUGCAAUUUUAUUUACGCUUUCGUGACGAUUUUCUUAUAUUUUUAUCUUAUCGUUGUUAUUAUAUUUUUUUAUAUUUAACAUGCACUAGUUUGAUAUUCUUUGUCUACUUUUUGGCAUCGACAAUGUCUAAUCAAAUAUGACAGCAUUUUUCACUGCGAAUACUUCUUUUAUGUAUUACCUUAGUUUGAAUGUUAAUAUAUGAUCAGAAAGUUAAUAUAUAUUAAUGUAUUUCAAGUCGAAUAUGUUCAUAUUUCAUGUUGGAUACUUAUAAUAAUUGAUUUUAGCUCAAAAAGAAAAGUUACACGCUUAAAUAUAUGGCCAAAAUAAAAAUUAUAUAUAUAUUUAUAGUCGUAAUUUUACGACUUGGAGAUAUUAUUCCUUAUAUAUUAUUUGUCGUUCACUUACGGCUUUCCGUCCUAUUAUCAAAUUUCAUUUCUCUUUUUUUUUCAUGAAAAUAAAGAACUCAAAGAAAGAACGAACAGCGAACGUUCAAUUGUACAUGUUUUGUGUUUCAAUUGUAUUUGUAUUUGUUAUUGUAUUGUUACGAUGAAUAUUGGUGAAAGUUUUUUGUGCCAGAAAGUGAUCAUUAAACACGAAGAAAUUAGAAAUGCUUACUUUUUAAAUAUCAUUCGCUCAGUGUAAAAAUAAUAAUCUUCACAAAUUUUUCGAAAAGAAUAUUGUACAACACAAAUAUUACUUGGCAAAAAAAAAAAAACGCGCAUAUUUAAUAAAUUCCCCACGCUUGCAGACGAGAAUUUUUUAGAUAAGUUUUAUAUGUCGAGACAAUAAGUUAUAUAUAUAUAAAUAGGCAAGAUAUACAAAAACGAUAUGAAUGUAAACCCAACAUGUACAGUAGUAAGGGUAACGUGUAAUAAGAUGGAAGGAAUUUAUGCGAGAGCAACUUUUGAUAUGACAAAUUUAUGUUAAUAUAAUAUCUAUCUUUUUUAAUUGUUAAAUAUACAAACUACAGCAAGCUGCGUGCUCUAGCGAUAAUGUAUGGAUAACAUUAUCGGAUAAAUAGUAAGGAAACAAAUUAAAAAAUUCUCAUUAUAUUCUUUACGUAUAUUUAUUUACUUAGGUAUUUACAUUACUAAGCAAGAAAGAAAUUUGUAGAAACUGAAUAUGCGUAUUAUUGUACGAUGGAUAACGUAUUAUGCUUUAGAUUAUGUAUUAAACGGUCUAGAUACAAUUGCAAAGAAAAACGAAAAAGAUAUAUUUGCAAAUAAAAUCGCAAUAUAUAAAUACAUAAUAUAAUAUAAAAUAUAAAACAUAACGUAAUAUAAAAAAUGAUAAAUUUAUUAUCGUUCGAGAUAUUUACUUUUCACGAAAGUGAGAAAGUAGAUUUUCACUCAC
Molecule: messenger RNA, 2642 nt
Organism: Heterotrigona itama
Lineage: Eukaryota; Metazoa; Arthropoda; Insecta; Hymenoptera; Apidae
Source: the annotation of a GenBank genome assembly